AUGAUUCCUUUCUUGUCAUAUUACAUUUUACCUACUCAAGCCAUCGUGAGAAAAAAUCUUCAUAUUGGUAAUGUAAAAGAAGAUAUUGAGACUUUACUUUUGGCAUUGAGCCCAAUUUUAUAUAUUUUCCAUCAAGAUAUACCCAAACCUCAUAUACUUCAUCCUAAUAUAAUUCAAAAUUUGGCUAUAAAGCCUGAAACUUUAAAAUUACUACCACUGCUUGGCUGGUCACCCAAUAGUGUCGGAGAAUAUUGUUAUUGCGAUACAGAAUCAUUACAUGAAAUCGCACAUCGACAAGAGGCAGCACGCGAAUUCCGAAAAUUUUACAAUGAACUUGCGACAGUCAAAAAUAGGCAGCCGAAUCAACUCGAACAUUUUCUUAGUAUUCGAAUACCGGUUCCAUUCUCGUCGUAUUCAACUCUACCAGCUCAAAGUAUUGUAGAAGCCAAUGUUCGGAUUGGCCACGUGAAACAAGAUAUUGAGUCUCUGCUUCGGCCAUUGGUUCCUCUUCUGCUCAUUUCCAAACCGGAAAUACCGAAACCAACAUUUCUUCACUUGUCCAUCAUUCAAAAACUUGCCAUGAAGCCGGAAACAUUGGAACUUUUAGAACUUUUCGGUUAUUUUCCAAGUGGGAACGGUGAUUAUACAUUGAUUGAUGCAAAAUCCAAGCACGAAAUAACGCAGCGUACGGAAGCUGCCUGGGAAUUCCGUCGAUUUUAUGAUGAAUUGAAGAAGAUCAAGGAUGAUCAUGUCGGUGUACUUGAAUAUUAUUUAAGUCAUUCAAAAAGUGCGAUUAAGGCAACCGAGUUGUGUUUCUAA
This is a messenger RNA of Rotaria sordida, 819 nucleotides long. The record is from the annotation of a GenBank genome assembly. NCBI's taxonomy places the organism in Eukaryota, Metazoa, Rotifera, Eurotatoria, Philodinida, Philodinidae.